This is a messenger RNA of Onychomys torridus (southern grasshopper mouse), 3147 nucleotides long. RefSeq names its product zinc finger protein 385D (gene Znf385d). Lineage: Eukaryota; Metazoa; Chordata; Mammalia; Rodentia; Cricetidae. The record is from RefSeq and is a predicted model, not a curated record. The coding region runs from base 366 to 1865 and encodes 499 amino acids. Gene Ontology annotation, cellular component: nucleus. Gene Ontology annotation, molecular function: zinc ion binding; nucleic acid binding. The transcript is spliced from 9 exons.
GUCUUCUCUAGUGCCUGAUGCAUUUCCCUGCUUGGCGCCUGUGGGUCACACUUAAUACCCGUUGGCUUGGCGCGCGUUAGUCCCCGCUUGGCUGGCGUCUGGGCAUCUGACCGCUCUUCACAGUGCUCCAGGAGCUCCGCCACGGGCUCGCACCUCCAGUCGGUGCUGCACCUGGAGCGGUGCGGACUCGGGACGCGCCGGGCUGAGAGCUCAGUAAAGGCACAGGCUGCCUCCCCCUGGGGCGCCCCGCACCUGGCUCUUCGUGGCCGCGGCUCCCAGCCAUCCCCGACCUCAGCGUGACUCGGUGGUGCAGCUGUGCGCCUUCUGGGGCACCCAAGUGCCCCGGUGGCCGCCUCUGUCCCCGAAUGCCGGGCCCUGGACGCCGCACCGUGAGCUGCAGGAGGAUGAAGAACGCGGCGGGAGGAAAGCAGGAGAAGCUCCCGGAGGAGACUCCGAGGAAGCAGCCCAGAGCUGAUUUGACAAGUGCACAAGAUGGAGACAGUGAGGCUGAAUUAAUGCCUGAUGAGUUUGAAGAGAAACUAGAACGGGAAAAGAGACACUCAAACUUCACCUUAUGCAGUGUGUGUAACAUUCAGCUGAACUCGGCCGCUCAAGCACAAAUUCACUACAAUGGCAAAUCUCACCAGAAGAGACUGAAACAACUCACCAAUGGAACACUGAAGAGCGACAGUGGUGGUACAUGCCAGAGUCCUGCUCUCCCAGCCCUGGUCCGGCCACCAGCCCCUCCUUUGCAGCCAUCAUUGGAUAUUAAGCCCUUUCUUCCCUUUCCUCUUGACACUGCAGCUGCAGUCAACCUGUUCCCCAAUUUUAAUGCGAUGGACCCUAUUCAGAAAGCCGUAAUAAAUCAUACAUUCGGGGUUCCUCUUCCUCAUCGGAGAAAGCAAAUCAUCUCAUGCAACAUUUGCCAGUUGAGAUUUAAUUCAGAUAGCCAGGCUGCGGCCCACUACAAAGGCACGAAACAUGCCAAGAAGCUCAAAGCACUGGAAGCCAUGAAAAAUAAGCAGAAAUCUGUCACUGCCAAGGACAGCGCAAAGACUACCUUCACCUCCAUCACUACCAAUACCAUGACCACCAGCUCUGACAAAACAGAUAGUACCACAGGGACACCAGUAAUAUCAACAAUGACAAGUGUGGAAAUGUGCAAGAGCAGUGCCGUAACAACUGAGAUCACCUCUAAAGGGGAAAAAACGCCCCCAGCAGUGGCAGCCACUGGCAACAGCUCAAGUCCUUCCACAGAGACUGAGGAAGAAAAGGCAAAGAGGCUGCUUUAUUGUUCACUAUGCAAGGUGGCUGUGAACUCUGCCUCACAGCUGGAGGCUCACAACAGCGGUACUAAGCACAAAACAAUGCUAGAAGCCCGCAAUGGAAGUGGGACUAUCAAAGCCUUUCCUCGGGCAGGGAUGAAGGGUAAAGGACCUGUUAAUAAGGGAAACACAGGCCUCCAAAACAAAACAUUUCACUGUGAAAUAUGUGAUGUACACGUCAACUCGGAAACACAACUCAAACAGCACAUUAGCAGUAGAAGGCACAAAGACAGAGCUGCUGGGAAGCCCCCUAAACCCAAAUACAGCCCCUACAACAAACUGCAGAAGGCUGCAAAUCCACUCGGGGUAAAAUUAGUAUUUUCAAAAGAACCUUCAAAGCCACUGGCUCCUAGAAUUCUCCCAAACCCACUGGCAGCUGCAGCAGCUGCAGCUGCUGUGGCAGUGAAUUCCCCCUUCAGUCUUCGAACUGCUCCAGCAGCCACCCUCUUCCAGACCUCUGCACUUCCUCCAGCCCUCCUGCGGCCAGCUCCUGGACCCAUUCGGACCACCCACACUCCUGUGCUCUUUGCUCCUUACUGAAUUCUGAACAGGAGAUGUUGUACUGCAAUAAUUUUUAAGACAACAAAAUGAAACUAAAAUCAAACAAAAGAACUAUGCAGUGUUUAUUUAUAGUUUAAAGUGUAUCUGAAGAGCCAGGACUUUUGAUAGUAAAAUGAAAAGAUUAUUUAAAAAAAAAGCGUGGGGGUGGGACUUGGGGGAGGGGAGGGAAGCGUGGCAUUUUCUCCAAAUUAAAGCAUCCUUCUUGAACACUGAUUGUUUUAGAAGUUAUCCCCAGCACUGAAUCAUAGUGGUAUCUAGAACUUCCAAAGUCUUUGUGACUGUGCUUUUUUGGACACCUGUUUCCCCUGCAUUGUCUUUCCUGCUUUCUAAAACAAUUAAUUAUACAUUGUCUAAGGGCAUUAACUGGUUCCAAUGUAUAUAUAAUAAUUUACUCUGUAGAUUAUAAUAAUAUAUAUAUAUAUAUAUAUACAAAAGAAAAAAAGCAACAAAAACAAAAGCAACACUGUGAAUAGUAGUGCCCUUGCUGGUCCUCUGGCUAUGACAGCAGUUACUGGGUAUGUAUCCAAACAAAAGUAGAUACAGUAGAUGUCUUGUCAAACAAUAGUGCUGUGUCUCAAUCUUUGCCAUUAGGUUUUAAAGAUUUGAACAGCUAUUUCAUACCUAUAGUCAGUAAACAAACAAACACCAGAUGGUAUCUUGGAAGCCUACAUGGUCAGUCCCCCUCUCCUGUAUGCUUAAAGGUGGAGAGGCUCACUCAGAACAGGCAUUGCUGGAGAAAGUGAAGUGUUUGGAUUGGCAAUGUGUCUGAAAACUGAUCAUCCCACAUGUCAUGGUGAAGUAGUAAGAAAUCAUUAUAACUUUUUAAAUUCUAAACAUGAGGAGCCGUCAGAAUCUCAAAUGAUGUAAAAUGAGCACAGAUCUACAAAAGCAGAGAAAAUCAGUCAUCCGCAAUAAGUCUUCAUGUCAUUCCAGUAGAGCCAUAGCAAAAGGUUUGGCUUUAAAUAGGAAUGUAUGAAGACAGACAUAAGCAUGAGCUAUGGCUGUGUUUAUUGUUAUCUUUUCCCUACUGACAUGACAUUAAUCCCUAACAUACUUUUAAAUGCUAGUACUGUCAAGAAAAAUUAAUUACUUCAUUGCACACCAAUGAUAGGACAUCAAAAGAGUAUAUUAGCAAGGUCCCCUAGACCAUCAUUUCUCUAGUGGCAUUGUGAGAUAAGAACUGCCUUUGAUAUUUACCACAGAGCCGAAAGUAAUUGAUGUUUUAUCUUUAAAAACGAUUUAUCAGGGGAAUAUAUAUAUA